Molecule: messenger RNA, 3530 nt
Organism: Fulmarus glacialis (Northern fulmar)
Lineage: Eukaryota; Metazoa; Chordata; Aves; Procellariiformes; Procellariidae
Gene: KLHL14
Product: kelch-like family member 14
Exons: 7
Coding region: 16-936 (306 amino acids)
Molecular function (GO): protein binding
Source: RefSeq, a predicted model, not a curated record
CGUUCCAAUAAGAAAAUGCUGUUAUUGGUUGGAGGAUUGCCUCCCGGACCUGACCGGCUUCCCAGCAAUUUGGUUCAGUAUUAUGAUGAUGAAAAGAAGACGUGGAAAAUACUGACAAUUAUGCCAUAUAACAGUGCCCAUCACUGUGUUGUGGAAGUGGAAAACUUCUUGUUCGUGCUGGGAGGAGAAGACCAAUGGAACCCGAAUGGGAAACACAGUACAAACUUUGUUAGCCGAUACGAUCCCAGGUUUAACAGCUGGAUACAACUUCCACCCAUGCAAGAGAGGAGAGCCAGUUUCUACGCCUGUCGCCUUGACAAAAACUUGUAUGUAAUUGGGGGAAGAAACGAAACUGGCUACUUGUCCAGCGUGGAGUGCUACAACCUGGAGACAAACGAGUGGCGUUACGUGUCUUCGUUACCGCAACCUUUGGCAGCCCAUGCAGGAGCCGUUCACAAUGGCAAGAUAUAUAUUUCAGGAGGUGUUCACAAUGGAGAAUAUGUCCCCUGGCUGUACUGCUAUGACCCUGUGAUGGACGUCUGGGCCCGAAAACAGGACAUGAACACAAAGCGAGCAAUCCACACUUUGGCUGUAAUGAAUGAUCGACUGUAUGCAAUUGGAGGAAACCAUUUGAAAGGUUUCUCCCAUCUCGAUGUAAUGCUUGUGGAAUGCUACGAUCCAAAAGGCGACCAGUGGAAUAUCCUCCAGACUCCUAUUCUGGAGGGUCGCAGUGGCCCUGGCUGCGCAGUCCUUGACGACAGUAUUUACCUUGUAGGAGGCUACAGCUGGAGUAUGGGAGCCUACAAAUCUUCUACUAUUUGCUAUAGUCCUGAGAAAGGGACUUGGACAGAACUAGAAGGAGAUGUUGCUGAGCCACUUGCAGGACCUGCUUGUUCAACUGUCAUAUUGCCAGCCUGUGUACCGUACAACAAAUGAUAGUCAAGGAGCACUGACACGAACACUGAUUGCAUUUGGGAAAAUAAUGACGGGUGACGUAAAUAUUUUAUUAGAACAGGAUUCCUGUUAAAACAAAGCUACCAUAAUUGACCCCUUAUUCCAUAUUUAUGCUUUAGGAGCAAACUAAAAGAAAACAAAAACCAAGUGUUGUCCCAGCUCAGAUAGAUGCCGGUGUCUUAUGAAGCAAGUAGCUAAAACACACCGAACAUUACAUGCUGACAGACUGCCAUUUCAGACUGAUUUUAACUUUUUCCUGCUGCAGAGAUAUUCCUCACGUCAAAUUUAACUUUAAAAAAAAUGAAGGCUAAAUGUUCAAAUACAGCCUGAAGAGACAAGAUCAGUAUUGUGCAUUGUAUCUACCUGCAUGUGAUCUGUGUUGAAGUCAUGAGGAUGUUGUUUUCAUGAAUGCUUCAGAAUUCAGAUAGUGAAAAGCUCACACUGCAUUGCAGAAUUGUCUCCUCCUCUGUAAUCCUAACCUACAGCUACUUCACAUGCUCUGCAAGCAACACAGCAUCAGAAGAUUAUAAAAGGUAAAGAAAUAUCAUUCAGUUUUUGCAUAGCUUGGCAACUAAUACACUCUGCCUUCCAAGUCCCCACGUGUAAGUGCAGCGGAAAGCAGACUACAAUGAAAGCCAUGCUUUACAGAGCACUUCUUGCAAUAGCAGCUUAGGGAUUAGGAUCAAAUUCUUCUAAUCACACUUGUGUAAAGUCAGAGUCAUUUCACUGAAAUCACAUGGAAUGACUGUUUUUACAUUAGUAUAACAGAAAUUUGGUCCUACAUCUUAAAUUCUGGGUUUGUAAAGUAAGUUAUUUCUAUGACCACUUAACGAAACACCAGAAUCCUUACUUACUUUUCACUAACCUGUUAGAUAGGAGCAUCCAUGCUAGUUGCUUCCAAAGACAAGAAGACUGCAUUUAACUGUAAGUGUAUUACUUUGGACUUCUAAAUGAUUGUGCACAAUUUUGGAGAGACACUGGUAAGUAGUUAACGUACUCCUGUGUGGUUGAUCUUAAAAUGUAGUCUGAAAGAUUUUUAUUAUUGAUCCAAAGUAAUAUGAGGCCAGACUUUCCACAGCCUUACAGCUUAUGUAAUUAUUUACACAUCGCAAAGUGAGUUCAGAAUGCUACCACAUGGGACCAGUAGCAUUUAGGACUCGCUUCAUGAACCCAUAGUUGCUUGCACAAAUCAGGCUGUCCAUGUUUUAAGCUUAUGUCCUUCUGUCCUGGCUUUGCAAAAGCAGUGACAAAAUCUGAGGCCGAUUCUUCACCACUUUGCAGUUAACAUAAUCAUCUGCACCUCAGCAAAGUAUAUGCAUUGUUCUUCCAUUGUGGUUUACUGGUGCUGCAUCCAUUACCCUCAGGAUCAUCCUCUUCGCUGGUAUAAACUGACAUUGCUCUAUUGAAGCCAAUGGCUGUACUUCGGUUUAUGUCAGCUAAUAAUCUGGCCUUUAAUUUGCCUAGUUGUAACUGGCUGCACCAGAUAAAAGGCAAAGGAGAUUAAGAUCCUGUGUUUUCAAGCCUGCGCACAUCUUUCAUGAUAGGACUUAAUGCUAGUGCGUUAAGCAAGGAGCAGGCAACUACUGGAGGUUGGUUUCUGCUGCAGAGGCAAUAGAUGGGAGGAAGAAUUCAUUAUUUGCUUUGCAAAAUAGAAAGAGGGCGAUGUACACAGAAAUUACACUAUAUAUUGAAGCUUGAGAGCAACAUAAAUAAUGGAGAACAAAUACCAUGGGACUCUUUCUCUCUGGCAUCAGUCCAGUUUUAUUGCAGUGCAACUCCCUUGCUUGCAGCAAAAUUACACAGUUGUAAAAUUGGAGUAAUGCAGUAAAGACUGAUACCAUACAAAUGCAAUAACCCAAUUGAUGAGGCAGCUGCACGCCUGGAAAAAAAUUGUUUAAACAAAAUAAUUAUCUGAAGAUGCUAAUAUUUGAAUGUGCCGUUGGGGAGUUUUCCAGUGAGCAUCACUAAGGAACUCAUAAAGGUGAAGUGUAUAUCCUAAAAUCUCAAUCCAUUUCUACUAUAUAGUGCAAUCUUAGUUGGUUUUCUAUUUAUUUAUAUUGUUCAGAUCCAGGGGAUCCCUUGUAAAAUAUAUUUGGUGCAAUCAUGACUUUUUUUUUUCCUUUCCUGUUGAAAGUAUAUAAAUAUAAAUAUAUAUAAAAAGGAAACUGUUAAGAUACUAAAUGAGGAAAUCUUGAAUGACAUUUAAGAUCAGGAUAAGGUCUGCCAUUAAACACUGACUGUCACCUGUCUCUUCUAAAACGUACCAUUUUUAAAGGAUAUUUGUUGUCCUUUUAAGUGGUUCUUUUUUUUACCAAGAUAAUUUAAAGAUUUAUGAGGACUGUAUGUAAAUCUUUCUAUCUUUCAGGAAGGCAUGACCAAGCAAAGUGCUAACUGAAUAAGUCACACAAAGAAUGUAAAUUUUGUACAGUACUAGACUGUGUAAAUGAGGCUUGCUUGUAGGGGGGAAACUUUAAAUAAAACUUUAUGUACUAAUUCAACUGUCUGCCAUAUUCCUACUUAUAAAGUGUAUGUAUAAAUAAUAUCUACAUUAAAUUCUUUGGAACUUUUUUUAUCAU